GAUUAAGACUGGGAUUACUGGAGUGGCUUGAAUUAAAGAGGUGUGCGUAUUGAACAUCACGAGUUGUGGAGAGAAGAACGAUGACCGAAUCAUAUUCUCAGGAGACGGCUAUGAAGACCCCCACGAUGUUUACGAAAUACCCUGGGAUCUACAACAGCACCUGCCCCCAGCACAGGUGCAUUGAGGAGCUCCACCUGAUCUGCGUGGAUUCCCUGUGCAAGUGCCUCACGGGUUACACUCCUGACUCGCAAGGUGGAUGCAAGAGUGACGCCGCGAGUCUUGUGGUAACAUGGAUCUCCCGCGCAGUCAUCACAGCUUUUGUUUUGUUCAUCUGCGUCGUCAUACUUUACCUUAUGUUCAGCCGUAGUUCAAGUCGGGAACGGCGAGGCUCGGGCGAGUCGCUGCUGGAGAGCGAGGGGAGCGGCCAGGCCUGCUGGUACGACGCUCCCCCGCCCUACGUCGAGGUCGUCCCGCCGCCGCCCUCCUACCAGGAAGCCGUCUCGCACGUGGAGAAAGCCUCACCAGCAAUCGACGCGCUGCCGGCCUCCAGCGACGACGCAUGCGCAUUUGCACCGCCCACCGGUUUCGCAAGGACGUCCUGCGACUUCGACUUCCCUUCGGCCUUCGACACGAGGCCACCGCAGGACCGGGUCGCUGCGCCCGUUCACUCUGUCACCGCGCAGCACAAUGACGUGGCAAUACACAUAUGAGGCGGCUACGAGGCUAUCGUUGCGCUUUUCAUGAAUCUGGCCUUUGGCGCCGCAUUAGCAAGUCCGUACGUGGCUGACAAGCUAAACAAGGGAAGGCCGAACGAACGGUCGUUAUCUGAAACGCCACUGGAAAGAGGUCGAUUUAUUUUUCAAAUGAGAAAAGAAGUCGUUACCCUUCCUCUGUUUAACCGUAACCAAGUAACAACUUCAGUUGUUACAAUACCGUGUAUAUCUUUGCAUCUUUUUUAACAUGUAAAAACACCAUACUCUGUAUUUUGUUGCCAUUUAUAUGUUAGUAAGAUUGACUAGUAUGUUACUCUAUAGUAUGAUUUCGGCGAGAUGUCAAUAUACUUGUCUGUUUUCGACACUGUCAGUACGUUAGUAUCUCUGACUCAGUGUUAGUAUAUUUGACUCAGUGUUUUGUCACUGUUAGUGUUAGUAUAUUUGACUCAGUGUUUUGUCACUGUUAAUGUUAAUAUAUUUGACUAAGCGUUUUGUCACUAUUAAUAUGUUAGUACCUUUGACUCAGUGUUUUGUCACUGUUAAUACGUAAGUAUAUUUGACUCGUUAUGUCACUGUUGUAUAUUUGACACUAGGCAUUUGUUUCCAUUAACAGUAUUCUUCCAUGUUCUAUGUGUCCCCACUGUAUUGCAUCAUCCCUUACAUCCCAGUUUUCUUUAUUAAGUCUGCCUUUCAUUUUCAUCUCAGCAUCCAUUAUGCCUAAAGAGAGGGCAAAGUACAUUAACUUAUAUGAAUGCAUCCAUAUGGCAUUCUUGAAUGAGAUCUUCCUCGCCUGUUUUCCCUUUUCGAAUAUUUAUUGAUCUUUUUUGUCACUCCUAUUCCGUUUUCUUUAUUUCAAUAAAAAAUGCAGGGUUAA
Penaeus indicus is the source of this 1587-nucleotide messenger RNA. RefSeq lists its product as uncharacterized. The transcript is spliced from 5 exons. The record is from RefSeq and is a predicted model, not a curated record. NCBI's taxonomy places the organism in Eukaryota, Metazoa, Arthropoda, Malacostraca, Decapoda, Penaeidae. Bases 81 to 710 code for a protein of 209 amino acids.